Mizuhopecten yessoensis (Yesso scallop) is the source of this 2100-nucleotide messenger RNA. RefSeq names its product C-type mannose receptor 2-like. The record is from RefSeq and is a predicted model, not a curated record. Lineage: Eukaryota; Metazoa; Mollusca; Bivalvia; Pectinida; Pectinidae. Bases 32 to 1888 code for a protein of 618 amino acids. The transcript has 14 exons.
UUAAACUGUGGGUACAGUACAUCAUAUUCUGAUGGCGGAUAUUCACGUGGGGACGAGGAUGGAGUAUGUCUCCCUGACUCUGUGCCUGCUGUUGGGUGCCGUUUCCGGGUAUCAAUGUCCGGUGGGGAAAUGGAUUCUUAUUCAAGGCAACUGUUUCCUGUUCAGUUCCCAGGGGCUCACAUGGGACCAGGCGACGACGGACUGUCGUCAAUUUGGCGCCACUCUCCUCCAAUUUAAUGGAGCAGGCGAUCGGGACCUGUUUACACGGACCAUUGUAAACAUGACGGCAGAGAGAUGGUGGACUGAUCUGACUGACUACAACCACCCCGGAGCCUGGUCGUGGGGGAAGGACGACUCAGAAAUCCUAGCCAAUCCUGGCGCAGUGGUUUGGAACGUUGAACCAGACGACCGUCAUCACAUCGAAAAUUGUGGCGCCCUCAAUAUACAGGGCACACUCAGUGACCAAGAAUGUUCUGAAAAGCACGGCUAUAUCUGUGAAUAUAAUCCGAGAGGCAGCGGCUGCCCAUUUAAUUGGAUUGUGACGACAACAAAUUGUUACUACGUCAGUGAUUUGACAGAUGAAUAUAACAUUGUUUCUUGGAGCGACGCGUCCAAGAAAUGCAAGACGCUACAUCCAGGUACUAGCGCCAAUCUACUGAAGCUCGACACCGCAAGUGAACAGGCUUACAUCCGUGCACAGCUAGCUGAGCUACAAAUGACUGACCAGUUGUACUGGGUUGGGAUGAGUGACCAGGCACACGAAGGCCUCUGGACCUGGGACGACGGUUCACCAGUCAACCAGAGCAACAUUGAAUGGACAGCGGAACCAAAUAAUCUGGGAGGAACUGAACAGUGCGCACUUAUUUAUGACAAUGGCAGGUUCGCGGACGCCGACUGUAAAAGACUUGAGAAAUAUAUCUGUCAAACACCAAGAAUAGAUGACACAAAGUACGAAAACAAGAUGGGAUGCGCGAACGGCUGGGUGCGAGCGGGACACAAAUGCUACUAUUUCCACAUCCAGCAACCACAAAAUCACAGGGCAGCCGCAUCGACGUGUUCGGAGAUGGGAGGUCGCCUUAUCCAAAUCCAGUCAAAGGACGAGGAGGUCUGGCUCGGGGUGCAAACUCUUCGCUAUGAUUCUUACGCGUUCUGGACCGGUCUGAUUUUUCAACCUAGUUCGGGAAGCUGGGUCUGGAACAGGGAUACCAAAGCCAACAUGAGCUUAAUCAAUUGGAACCAGGAGCCGAACAAUUUGGGUAACGAAGACUGCGGGACGGUUUCCCAGGACGGAAUCGUAAACGACCUUUCAUGCUAUGCCAAUCAAGGAUAUAUUUGUGAAGCUCAAACUGAAGACCAGCCUUGUCCUAAUGGAUGGAUAUCGCGGGCAGCCAAUGGUAUGCUUACCUGUUACUUAAUUAGCAACACAACUAACGCAGACAUGACCACGUGGCAGGGAUCGCGUGACAAAUGUGUACAAGUUAGCGAGCCUUUGGACGGAUAUCUACUGGCUAUUAAUUCUCGAGAAGAAGCGGCCUUUAUUGCAAAUGCAUUGAAGAAUAUAUCCCAAAUUGCCACCGGUUGGUGGACAGGUCUGAACGACAAGAAGGUGGAGGGAUACUGGGAAUACGACACAGCCUUCAACAACCCCGUACAGAACAAUGUCAUUCCCUGGGGGGGAGAGCCUAAUAACAUCGGCGGUACAGAUUACUGCACUGAACUAUAUGGUGGUAGGUACAAUGAUGUGAACUGUAACAACGUUGCCUACUACAUAUGUGAGACAAUGGCGGAGGGAUUCAGCUAUACAUCCGCAGGUUCAUCGUUACGCAAAGAAGUGUUCAUGCUGUUAUUAUUAGUGUAUUUUGUUUUAAAUCUUAUUGGUUUUAUAUAAAAAAAAAAAUAACCAAGUUAUUUAGUAACCACUGUCCUCUUCCUUGGCUUUCCAUUUUGUUUGUGUUAAGUUAAAUGUUUUGUUCGAAAUCUGAUCUGAUACUUACAUACAUAAUUACACAGCUAUGUUUGUAGAUGAUGCAUAGUAUUCUGAAAAUGUACAAUAUAUAUGUAUACUAAACAACAUUGUUAAUAUAUUGCGAAAUAAAUCGA